This is a messenger RNA of Astyanax mexicanus (Mexican tetra), 3434 nucleotides long. RefSeq names its product uromodulin-like 1 (gene umodl1). The transcript has 16 exons. The record is from RefSeq and is a predicted model, not a curated record. Gene Ontology annotation, molecular function: peptidase inhibitor activity; calcium ion binding. Gene Ontology annotation, cellular component: extracellular region; cell surface. NCBI's taxonomy places the organism in Eukaryota, Metazoa, Chordata, Actinopteri, Characiformes, Acestrorhamphidae. Bases 97 to 2979 code for a protein of 960 amino acids.
AGAACACUCUGUUUUUGUGACUCUGUGCUGGAGAAAGUGCUGCUGAGGAUGCUGUAGCAUGGUUCUGACACACACAGGCUGGUUUAGUGCUGCAACAUGUGUGGGAUCGUCAGUGCCUGGUUAGUCCUGGUGGUCUGCAGCCUCGCCAGAGGACACAACACUUUGUAUGAAGGCUAUGCCCUCUCCGGGUCCAGUUACCACCUCUGCACUGGGCAGGACUCUGUGCCGGUCAUUAAUGUGGUCGCCUAUCAGAUUGCUUCUUCUCAGCUGAGGCCUUGUGGAGGCUGGCUGCCGUGGAAAAUGUGUAAUGUGACAGUUUACACCACAGUUUAUAAAACCCAGGAGGAUCACAUCCAGAAAGAGGUCAGGAGGUGCUGCGACGACUACGAACAAGUGGGCAGUUACUGCGCCCUGAAUCUUAACAGGAGUGCGGAGUUCACAGCUAAACCCGGAGUGUGCCCUCAUGCGCAUCCAGGACUCAGCCCAGGCCCAGUGUUGGGGUGUGAGUGGGACACAGACUGUCCCGGCUGGCAGAAAUGCUGUCAGACUGAAAACAGUCUCCGCUGUGUAGAUCCUCACACACAAGUGAAUAUCAGCUGGUGGCUCAGUCUGAAUGUAAAGGUGAAGGUCUCAUACCAUCUGGUGAAUUCCAGCAGUGGACUCUUCAACCACACACGGCUCCUACACUCUGUGGUGACUGGAGCUCUUAGUUUUCCUUCAGUCUCUGUGUAUCAUGUGACCUCAUGGCCCGCUGGACCGGUCAGUACUGUCUCCUUCAUGCUGCUUGGAUCCUCUGAACCUUUGUCCCCUGCAGAGACAGACCAGAGGCUGCAGGUUCUGCUGGAGAACAUCGAGGAGGUCACCAGUGUGAACGUCAACGAUGUGGAUGAGUGUGUUACUCCAGUGCUGAAAGCAUGCCCCCCUCAGUCCAUAUGCAGAAACACAUAUGGAUCACAGAACUGCGCCUGUCCACCAGGAUCUACUGACCUUCACCCCAGCAGGCCUGGAACAAACUGCACCUUCCAGAUUGUACUCACUUCAAAUCCGGUGCGGAAACCUUCUGUUGAUCAAACACCAGCCUUCACUUCUCUGUCCAGCACAUCCUCUAGCACAACAACCAGCGCUCCUAUCAGCCCUCUGACCACUAACGGCUUUCCGUCUCCUGAAAACAGUAAUAAGACCCUUCAUGCAGAGGCUCGUCUGACCAAUAUAAACUUCACCGAUGCUCUGAAAGAUGUCACCAGUGUGGAAUACCAUAACCUCACAGAGUCCAUCAUCAAAGAGAUUAAAGAGUCUCUGCCCUCAGACAUUCUGGACAUGGUGAACUCUGGGAAAGUGAUUGUUCAGAUCACUAGAUUCUUUCAAGGCAGCGUGGUGGUAAAGUUCACCCUGAUUUUCCUGCUCGACAGCACCCAGAACAUCAGUACUGUGGCCAGUGCUUUGAUGGAGUCUCUACAGAACAGCACCAUAUACUUAGUGGACAAGAACAGCACCUUUAUAAACGAUGUGGAUGAGUGUACAACGGGUGAGAAUGACUGUUCCCCCUGGGCCCAGUGUAACAACACCUAUGGGUCGUACACCUGCGCCUGUCAGCCAGGAUACACUGACGCAAACCACUCGAGGCCUGGACGCAUCUGUGAAGCCAGCCUCAAUUUGACAGCAUCCACCUCCACACAGCCGAAUGAGGCAUCUGCUGAGUCCUCUGCAUCUACAAACCUAACAACUGUGACAGCUGACAAUGAGACACACACAACCACUCCUGUUUCCAAAACAACCACAGUCAUGGCUGUUCCAGAAAUCGAGAGAGUGAACUUGACUUCCUCAACAUCACCUACAACGUCUACAAUGUUAUCUACAGCAUCAUCUACAGCUUUAUCUACAGCAUCAGCUACAGCUUUAUCUACAGGAGUAUCUACAGCAUCUACAAUAUCAGCCACAACAUCCACCGCAAUCCCCAAUCCCCUCCCGAUCAUUUCCAGAACAGAUGCCAUUACAGUGGAAUGUAUGGUGGGAUCCAUGACCGUCUCUGUGGCAAAACAUUACCUGAUAUCUCAGCACAUCCCAGAAGCAGCCCUGUACCUGGGUCAACCACAGUGCAAUGUGACGAACACAAACUCCACCCAUGUACAGCUCACUGCGGACUGGAACAAGUGUGGGCUCCAGAUAACUGAAAACACCACAGUCCGUGUGACCCUCCACAGCAACAUGACCACAUCAGUGCCAUUUAUUCUGAGGCCGUUUGUACAGCUGGAGGUGCCAAUCAUCUGCGUCUACUCACACAGUAUCAACGUCUCCACUGGAUACGAGUCCUCCAGUGAUGUUGAUAAGAUCAAUGACCCGGUGCUGGGAUCAGGGAACUUCCAGGUGACUAUUCGUCUGCUGAAUGGAACAAUCCCCCUACCUCAGAACUACACCCUCUCCCCCGGGGAGCAGGUGACCAUAGAGGUGGCAGUCAAUUCCAAUGUGUCCCAAAUAAAAGUGGUCAUCAACCAAUGUUGGGCGAACACCAACAGCAACCCAGACCCUCCCCUAUACAUCUUCCUGAAAGGCAGCUGUCCUGUUUCAGAAUACGCAACUGUGAUACAGAACGGCGUCUCCUCAAAGUCUCUUCUGGAAGUGAAUGUUUUCUCUCUAGUGAAUCUGGAUAUCAUUUACUUGCACUGCCAGAUCCAAAUCUGCAUUGAGACGGCAUCAGCCACCUGCCAACCUGACUGUACGGCAAGGAGCUCCAGAGCUGGUAAUGUAAUUGGAAUGGCAAAAGCUUCAUAUGGACCCUUGAGGAGGUCACAUCAAGUGACUCUGGAUGAGGUUAUUCAGGGUACGCGUGCCAUCGGCUUCAUUGUGCUGGGAGUCGGCCUGUUUGUUUUCAUCGUCGUGGGCGUGGCAGCCUUUUCUUACUACAGAAAGAAAAUGGGAAACUACAACUUUCACUUUAGACCCCGACCAGAGAACUUCACAUAUCAUGUCUUUGACACCUAGACCAGACUACGGUCAUGUUUAGUAAGGGCUCUGCAGUUUUAGUCAUACAGAACUACAUAGAACAAUUCAUGGCUCAUAGUGUCUUAGGGUCUGAGCUGCAGUUUAUUACUCAGAACUUCAGAGCUUACACACAUUCACAUACACUCCCACUACUGUAUACUGAAUCAUCUGUGAGCCUAUGUUAGUAAACAAGAAUAAUUCAGAUUAAUAACUGAAUGACGCAUCUGUUAAAGGAGUUAAACCAGGUAAAAUGUUUUGUAGUUUAACAUGUUUUUGUGUUUGGCAUUAAUGUCACUGUACUUUAUGAUGCCCAACAUUUGAUCUACAUACGAUGCACUUUAGAAGCUUUAUUUGAUGCUCACAUACUGUAUACUUCAAAUAUUCUACAGACUGGUGAAUAAAACUAUAGCUCUAUUGUAUUGUGAAAAUGUUUAUUAAAAACACAUUACAACGUC